Molecule: messenger RNA, 759 nt
Organism: Somion occarium
Lineage: Eukaryota; Fungi; Basidiomycota; Agaricomycetes; Polyporales; Cerrenaceae
Source: the annotation of a GenBank genome assembly
AUGUCAUCUGGACCUGUAGCCUGCGAUAAAUGCGGGGAUAAAGUUAAAGACGAGAAAUAUCUGCAACGCCAUGAAGAUGAGGUUCAUUGUUCAACUGCAGUUGUUCUACUGCCGGAUGGCACACACCUCAUUGUUCCUCGUGGCGCCAACAGGCGUUUUCAAUGCCCUCUCUGUUCCAUCACUCUGAAGACCGGCCGGACGCUCAACGGCCACAUUGAGAAAAGUUGCUCAGGCGUUACCCACAGUCAAAGGCCCCUGAAUCCUGCGCGUUCUCCUGGCAGCGAGGAUGAUGGUGAUGGUCUAUACCUACCGGGGGUCCGCAACUCACAGCCAAAGUCGCACAGGAAGAAAAAGAGUAGAAACCGUACAUCAGAUACAUAUCCUUCCGACAAACCGCAUCAGUACCACAAUCAAACCGAUUCUGCGGCAGCAACAAAUGACCAAGUACAUCAGCCUUCAUUGCGCCCCGCCGCUGUCGAGCUAAAUCAAGGCUCGAAGCUUUUUGCUUCCGGGUCUCGCCACGUUGAGCCUCAAACUCAAGCGGCCCCGUUGUCUGCUGUCGAUCCCGUCCUGCGUGCCUUCCUGGCGGCCUUGCGCUGUCCGUUGGGACAUCAUAUCGACGCAUUUCUCGGAUGUGGUAUUGAUUCAAUGAUGAAACUGGAUAUGUUGCCAGCUAUGCCAGACGAGCGUAAAAUCAUCGACGAGGAGCUCAAGAAGGAAGGUGUUACGGUGUUUGAAUUGUCAAUGCGGAGAAAUUGA